This is a messenger RNA of Ruditapes philippinarum (Manila clam), 5230 nucleotides long. RefSeq lists its product as uncharacterized. The record is from RefSeq and is a predicted model, not a curated record. Bases 2839 to 3696 code for a protein of 285 amino acids. NCBI's taxonomy places the organism in Eukaryota, Metazoa, Mollusca, Bivalvia, Venerida, Veneridae. The transcript has 8 exons.
AAUAACUUGGCACAAAUAUCUACCACAUCAAGAUGACAUCAUUCAUGUAAGCUACAUACAUGCCAAGUUAAAUGUCAAAGUAAAAAGUGUCCUGAACCUUUACCUGGCUCCCAUAUAUCUAAGUAGCAAUCCCAAGCCUCAUCUUAAUAUAAGCUGCCCACACAGCAAGUGUGGUGUCAAUAGGUCACAACAAACUAUUUAUUAUGUGGAAACUGAAUUUCUUUUUUAAGAAACAGUGACCAUGACCUUGUUCAAAGACACCUGUGUAGCAAUCCCAAGUUGCCUCUUGAUAUAAGCUACCCAUACACCAAGUUUUGUGUCAAUAGGCCAAAGCAAACUCAAGUUAUUCAGGGCAAAACUGUAUCUCCAUUUUAGUAACAGUGACUUUGACCUUGACCACAGACACCUGGGUAGAAAUCCCAAGCUGUGUCUUGAUAUAAGCUAAGCAUACACCAAGUUUGGCGUCAAUAAGCCUAAGCAAGCUAAAGUUAUUGAGUGGAAACUAAAUUUCUAUUUUUAGUAACAGUGACCUUGACCACAGACACCUGGGUAACAAUCCCGAGCUGCGUCUUGAUAUAAGCUACCCAUACACCAAGUUUAGCGUCAAUAGGCCUUAGCAAAAUAAAAGUAUUGAGCAGAAACUAAAUUUCUAUUUUUAGUAACAGUGACCUUGACCACAGACACCUGGGUAGCGAUCCCAAGCUGCCUAAGCAAACGAAAGUUAUUUAGUGGAAACUGAAUUUCUUUUCUUUUAUUUUUAGUAAAAGUGACCUUGACCUUGAUCACAGACACCUGGGUAGUAAUCCCAAGCUGCCUCUUGAUAUAAGCUACCCACACACCAAGUUUGUUGUCAAUAGGCCAAAGCAAACAAAAGUAAUUGAGCGGAAACCAAAGUUGAUGCCUGACUGCCUGCCCGCCCACCCGCCUGCCUGCCCGCUGACUUCGGCAUUACAAUAACCCAGUUUUGUUGAAACCUGGUUAAAAAUCUUGUUCAUACUCUAGUGGCUACUGUUUUGAUCCAAAUAUCCUAGAAAUUGGUCUUAAAGUUUGUUUUGAUGAUUUCUAGGUCAAGUUUGAAUAUGGGUAACCUGGGGUCAAAAACUAGGUCACCCCACCUAAAUAAACCUUGUUAACACUUUAGAGAUCACAUUUUUGACUCAACUGUCAUGAACUUUUGUCAGGAUGCUUGUCUAGGUAAUUGCUCGAAAGAGUUUGAUCAUGGGUCAUUUCAGAUGAAAAACUAGGUCACAGGAGCUUAAAAUAGAAAAAUCUUGUUAACACUCUAUUGACUACUGAAUUGAUCCAAAUAUCCUGGAAAUUGGUCUGAAACUUUGUUUUGAUGAUUUCUAGGUCAUGUUCAAAUAUGGGUCAUGUGGGGUUAAAAACUUGGUCUCACUUUCCAAAUAUUGAAAAACCUUGUUAACACAUUAGUGGUCACAUUUUUAUGCUCCCCGAAAAAUUUCGGGGGAGCAUACAGUCGCCGCCUUGUCCGUCUGUCUUUCCGUCCGUCCGUCCGGACAACAGGUAUCAAUAUGGAACUUUGUAGGUAGACAGAUCUCAUUGAGUACGUGUGCAGUGCACAAGAACCGUAACUCUGCCUUGCCUAAUUUUUUAAUUAUUCCCCUUUGUUUAUUUUCACACUUUGAACUUUGUCCAGAACAUAACUCUAAAUCUAUAAGAGGUAUCAACAUGAAUCUUUGUAGGUAGAUAGAUAUCAUUAAGUAGGUUUGCAGUGCACAAGAACUGUAACAAUGUUUUGCCUACUUUUGGAGUAAUUGCCCUUUGUUCAUUUUGACACUUUGAACAUUGUCCGGGACAUGACUCUAAAAUUAUAAGAGAUAUCAACAUGAAACUUUAUAGAUAGAUAGGUCUCAUUGGGUAAAAGUACAGUGCUUAAGAAUCAUUACUCUGCCUUGCUUUAUUUUGAAGUUAUUGCCCUUUGUUUAUUUUUACUUUUUGACUUUUGUCCGGGACAUAACUUUAAAACAAUUAGAGAUAUCAACAUGAAACUUUGUAGGUAGCUAGAUAUCAUUGGAUAGAACUGCAAUGCUUAAAGAACCUAAACAAAGCCUGGUCUAGUUUUGGAGUUAUUGCCCUUUGUUCAUUUUUACACUUUGAAUUUUACCCGGGACAUAACUCUGAAACUAUAAGAGAUAUCAUCAGGAAACUUUAUAGAUAGAUAGAUCUCAUUGAAUAGAAGUGCAGUGCAAAAAACAUAACUCCGCCUUGCCUAAUUUUGGAGUUUUUGCCCUUUGUUUAUUUUUUAAGCUUUCCUAUGUCCAGAACCUUCUCGGGGAGCAUCAUCCGGUUCAACCGGUUCUUGUUGACUCAAUUGUCAUCAAACUUGGUCAGGAUGCUUGUCUAUGUAAUUGUUCGGAUGAGAUUAAUGGGUCAGGUGAGCAAUCUAGGGCCAUCAUGGCCCUCUUGUUAUGUUUAUUUGUUUGUUUCAGACUGUUAAAAUGGAAAAGAAUGAAGAAAAAAAUAAAUGCAGUUAUCAAGUCACAACUCCUUAUCCAAUUCCUAAAAAUUUCCAAAUAACUUUUGGCUGUGGUGACAGAUUUCAGACUGUUAAAAUGGUUAAAAUGGAAAAGAAUGAAGAAAACAAUACAUGCAGAUAUCAAGUCACAACUCCUUAUCCAAUUCCUGAAAAUUUCCAAAUCACUUUUGGCUUUGAUGACAGGCAUAACUUUGAUGGAAGGCUUGGUCCAAAUUACAAGUCAACAUCAACAACUUUACCUAGGCAACCUGAUCUGUAUCAGCCUGGUCUAUCUUCAGAUGAAGGUCUAACUGCCAGAAGGAUUGGGAAAAGUGGUUUUGGCCAGACUGUGCCUUGGCAAUAUGACCAAGAAACCAGUCAGUAUGGUCAGCCUGGCACUUUGCAUGGAAACUACCAACAAGAACAGCAAAGAUCAAGUGGUCCAAUCAUUCCAAGUUUGCCACCACCAUAACAUUUUCAGAAUUCAAGAUAAAAAUGUAAGACAAACUUCACCAAUGGAAGAUAAGUCAUCUCAACCUCUGAGGCAGAUACCGCAACACUCGGGGACUGCGAGCAGACCAGUUCCUGUAGACAGACAGCCGUCAACAGUUUUAUCAGUGGAUGCAAGAACUGAACCUGUAAAACAUGUUUUAGCACCAAAGGUUGUGCCACCAAGAAUAGGUGCAACCUUUGUGCCUGCAGGAGCUGCAGAUCCAGCUCCAUACCACUUUUAUUCAGAUGAUCAAUUUGUGGACAUUAAUCAAAGGGGGGAAAUCAAGAUUAACGAUACCAACAGUGGUGAACAAAUCUUAGUGGUAUGGUUGCAGAAUUUAGACAGAAAGCAUACACAAGAGGAAAACAAUAGAACAGAUAUUAAGGAGGUAGUCGGACAGGAAAAUCGCUGUAGACGUUUUUUGGAUGAGUUGGAGGCAGACAUUAAAUUAAUAAUUAAUAUACAUAUUAAAGAAAAUCAUGUUGUCAGAAAAGAAAAUAAGUCAACAUUUUACGAUAUUCUAUCUGCGUAUUUGGCUAUAAAAACUACCCUUUUCUUUGGGCCAAUAACAUCAAGUGGUGAUUGUUUCAGAAUAGAAUGGGACUUUAAUUGGCCAGUUGGAUUCGAUUGUGAAGACACUUUAUAUUACUGCCGUGUAGUGCUGGACCAAAACGGUGUAAUUAAAACGGCAUAUCCUAUAAAAUACAGUCAAAUGUGUAAUAUGUGACCACGCAAGGGAAACAUCAAAAAUGGUCACUUAAUGUUAAGACGACACUUUAUAUUACUGUCGUGUAGUGCUGGACCAAAAUGGUGUAAUUAUAACGGCAUAUCCAAUAAAAUACAGUCAAAUGUGUAAUAAGUGACCACGCAAGGGAAACACCAAACAUGGUCACUUAAUGAAAUGGUCAUUUAAGACAACUCUUUAUAUUACUGCCAUGUAGUGCUGGACCAAAACGGUGUUAUUAUAAUGGCAUAUCCAAUAAAAUACAUGCAGUCAAAUGUGUAAUAAGUGACCACGCAAGGGAAACUCCAAAAAUGGUCACUUAAUGAAAUGUUCAUUUAAGACAACCUGUAAGAAAAGGUUAGCCAAAUUCAACAAGAAAUGUACACGGAAUCCGCCCAGAAAACACAAAUUUUUCUAUUGUUCCUGCUAGCAAUAGGCAGACAUGGAAUUCUACAAAAAGAUCCAACAUAAGGCGUAUUCUCCUUAAAUCUGAACAGGAAAAAAAUUCUGUUAACCUGAAAAAAUAUUUGCUGUUUAUUCCUUAGGUGGAAUAAUGCGUUCACUAGACAGAAAAUAGAACUUGCAUUAUUUUACUGCUAAAUGCUUAAGGGUUUUUUUUUGACUUUGUUGAUUUUUUUAAGUGGAAAUUGUAAGUUAGACUUCUAAAUGUUAAACGGAAAUUAAAGUUAACAUAUAUUUUUUUGCAAGGCAGAAUUUUGUUGUUUAUACAUGUGGUCAGUCAAAUAAAUUUGUUUCUGGAAUAACUUUAACAAAUUUUAUUUUAAUCUCUUUAUUAUAACCUCAAUAAAAAAUGUAAGACUUCCAUUCUGUCAUAUAUCAGUGGUGUACAGCUGUCAUAAAUCAGUGGUGUACAGUUGUCAUAUAUCAGUGGUGUACAGCUGUCAUAUGUCAGUGGUGUACAACUUUCAUAUAUCAGUGGUGUAUGACUGUCAUAUAUCAGUGGUGUACAACUGUCUUAUGUCAGUGGUGUACAAUUGUCAUAUGUCAGUGGUGUACAACUGUCAUUUGUCAGUGGUGUACAACUGUUUUAUAUCAGUGGUGUACAUUUGUCAGUGGUGUACAAGAGUCAUAUAUCAGUGGUGUACAACUGAUAUAUAUAUAUAUAGGUGGCGUACAACUGUCACAUGUCAGUGGCGCACAACUGUCAUAUAUCAGUGGUGUAAAACUGUCAUAUGUCAGUGGUGUAUGACUGUCAUAUAUCAGUGGUAUGACUGUCAUAUAUCAGUGAUAUGACUGUCAUUUAUCUUUGGUGUACAACUGUCACAUGUCAGUGGGGUACAAGAGUCAUAUAUCAGUUGUGUCUGCCUGUCAUAUAUCAGUGGUGCACAACUGUUAUAUAUCAGUGGUGCACAACUGUCAAAUGUCAGUGUUGGACAGCUGUCAUUUGUCAGUGGUGUAUGACAGUCAUAUAUCAGUGGUGUAUGACUCAUUUAUCAGAGAUGUACAACUGUAAUCUUUCAGUGGUGUAUGACUGUUAUAUGUUAGUGGUGUAUGACUGUCAUAUGUCAGUGGUGUA